Messenger RNA from Eriocheir sinensis (Chinese mitten crab), 1201 nucleotides. RefSeq names its product zinc finger protein 862-like. The annotation marks the transcript as partial. The record is from RefSeq and is a predicted model, not a curated record. The transcript has 2 exons. NCBI's taxonomy places the organism in Eukaryota, Metazoa, Arthropoda, Malacostraca, Decapoda, Varunidae.
GUCAGUCUGGCGUGGGUUGUACCCCUACGGAUUACCUUCAGGAUCUUGUAGCGGUUAAUGACAUGCUACAAGCAUGAGUGAUAUCAGACAAGUAAGACCACAUGACUCUGACAGUGAUGAUGAGGGUCCUCAGACUCCAAAGAAGAAAGUCAAAUAUGAUCAUAAAUUUCAGUUGAAACUGCUAAGUGACCCCAAAUUCUCACCAUGGAUGAUCCAGAGUAAGAAAAACCCAAAUAAGGCAUUCUGCACUGCAUGUGAUAGUGAAUUAUCCGGCAGCAUAACAUUACUAGAAAGGCACAACUUAACUGAGAAACACAAGAAAAACAUGAAUGCAAGUAACCAGCAUAAGAAAGUCACCAAUUAUUUUCAACCAAGUGUAUCAGCAAGCUUUGAAAAACAAGUCGUAGCCUCAGAGCUUAAGAUGUGCGCCUUCAUUGCAGAACAUAACUUACCUGUCUCAGUAAUGGAUCAUUUGCCAGGGUUUAUUGCUAAUGUGUGCCCAGACUCAAAAAUUGCGAGUGCUGUUAAAUGUGGCAGAACAAAAGCCUCAGCUAUCCUUGGGAACGUAAUGGGUGAUGCUUUUCUAUCUGAGAUUGUUGCUCGUCUGAAGGACACAAAAUUUUCUCUCAUCAUUGAUGAAUCUACCGACCUUUCUACACAAAAACACCUUGUUUUGAUUGCUCGGUUCUAUGACCUUGAAGUUCAGAAAACUUGUGAUCACUUUCUGAGUUUACUUGAGGUAACUGAUUGUACAGCUCAAGGUAUUUUUAGCUCAAUAGUGCAGUUUUUUGACAGGCAUUUAAUUCCUAUGAAAAAUGUUAUCGGCUUUGCCAGCGAUAACGCAAGUGUUAUGAUGGGAGAAAAGGGAGGAGUCAUGGCUCUGCUAAGAAAAGAAAAUCCAUCCCUGUUUGUGCAAGGAUGCGUGUGCCACUCCAUUGCCCUCUGUGCCUCAAAUGCAUGUGGCGAGCUGCCUAAUAGGGUUGAAGAACUAGCUCGGAACAUACAUACCUACAUAAUGAACAGCCCUAAAAGAUUCACAGAAUAUGAGGAAUUUCAGAAAUUCACAGAGGCUCCACUUCAUAGAAUACUGCACCCUAGUUUUACUAGAUGGCUCUCCUUGGAAGAGGUGGUAAAAAGAGUUUUAGAGCAAUGGCCUACACUUAAGCUGUAUUUUACAUCUGCUGCAUUGGAGGAUAAGAUG